Molecule: messenger RNA, 3861 nt
Organism: Emiliania huxleyi CCMP1516
Lineage: Eukaryota; Haptophyta; Isochrysidales; Noelaerhabdaceae
Exons: 3
Coding region: 1-3801 (1266 amino acids)
Biological process (GO): proteolysis
Molecular function (GO): calcium-dependent cysteine-type endopeptidase activity
Source: RefSeq, a predicted model, not a curated record
AUGGCUCGCAAGCGCUGGGACUCCUCGAUCCACAACCUCGAGCUCUAUCGCGCCACCAAGCUCGAGCGCGAACGACGCCGGCAGAGCCACCAGUCGCAGAAUGCCGAGGCGGCCCGCAAGGACCUGCAGGCGCGCCGGCUCGGUCGCUUCAGCAACAUCCUCAACGCGCUCGACAAGCCGCGGCCAAAGCGUCCGGACGAAGCCGACGCGGAGGAGGGAGCGGGCGAGCGCCACGCGCCCUCCUCCGCGCCGUCGCGCGACGAUGCCUCCGCCAGCGGUGCUGCCGCGGACUCUGACCGGCCGGCCGACGGGCUCGCGAGCCUCGAGGCGGCGCUCGAGGAGGUGAUGGAGGAGGCGGGGCGGCGGCGACCCGCCUCCGUCGGGCGGGCCUCCGCGACGAGGGCCAAGCGCGGUGGCAGGGCGCGCAGGCCGGCCGCCCUUCCACCGCGCGCCGGUCCGUGCGACGAGCGGACGGCGGCGCUGAUGGCGCGGCUCGCCGACUGCUUGAGAGAGGCGGAGGCGCGGCGGGCGGAGCAGGCUCGCCUCUACGAGGCCACCCAGGAGGAGGUUGCGCGGUGCCGCGCGGAGCUCGAGGAGAGGUUGCGCGGCGAGGUCGCUGCCCUCCGCGCCGAACACGAGGCGGCGGAGCGGAGGCACCAGGCGGAGCUGAGAGCCGCCACGGUGGAGAGCCUCGCGCAGUGGGGCAGCUGGGGGCGGCGGAUGAGCGACGACCUCAAGCCGCCGCCGCGCCCCCUCCAUAGCAGCCCCCUCCACAGCAGCAAGCCCGGUCUACGGGGCGGGGUAGGCUGGGGGGCGUGGGAGGACGCGGAGGACGUGGCCGCCGUCGCGACGCCGCGAUCCACCGUCCCGCGGCCCACGUGUCGAAUGCCGCCCACGUCCUUUGACGAGGAUCUAGCCCGCGAGUUCACCGCGGACGCCGGCGAACCCUUCGCAGACCCAGAAGGCGCGCUGCUGCCACCCGUGCUGCAUGAAGCGGCCGCGAGCUGGGAGCGGCCAGCUGGCUUGCUCACUGAAACGCUCGCGGCCGGCGCUGAGCUGUGUGUGGUUCACCUUGCUGGCGCACCGAGGGUGGCGUCGUGCGAUAUUGUUUGCGAGGCGGCGGAUGCCGCCGCCAAAGCGGCUGCCACGGCGCUCGCCUCCGCAAUGCACCUCAUCGCCGACCACGCCGAAAAGUUUGACGACGGCGCUUUUCUGUGGGAGCUAAUCUGGCCCAGGAGUGAGGAGGGCCAGCCGGUGGUCUCGCCUACGGGUCGGUACGGCGUCAAGCUGUGGGAGCACGGCGCCUGGAGGUUGGUGACCAUCGACGACCGUGUCCCGCUGGACCGUGAUGGGAAGUGCCUCUUGCCACUCUCUGGUAACCGGCUUGAGCUAUGGCCGCUGCUCCUCUCCAAAGCCCUGCUCAAGCUCUCGUCGGGCGGACAGGGCGGACGCGGAGAGCACGAGCUCGCGCUCCACCGGCUGACGGGCUGGAUGCCUGCUGUCGCCCCCGUGCUCCCAACGGUGCCCGCCGCGACGACUUGGAGCUUGGUGGCGUCCAUGCUUGCCCGCGCGGAUACCAUCGUCGGCCUCACGCUACCACCGUCGGGAAGCGAGGAUUCUGACGCGCUGCUGGAGGAGAAGGGCCUCAUCCGCCCAGCGAUGCUCACAGUCUGUGACGCGCGCGAGGUUGAGGGCCGUCGGUACAUGCGGCUCCGCUCAAGGUACGCGUCCUGGCGGGGUCCGUUCUGCGACGUGGACGAGACUUCCUGGACGCCUGCUCUCGCUUCUUCCCUGGGGUGGAGCCGGAUGCAGAGGCUGCGGAUGAGGGCCGCCGGCCAGACGCUCUUGGACUUCUGGGUGGACGAGGCCUCGCUCCUCUCCCUCUUUGGGGCCGUCCAUAUGUUGCACAGACCGGCGGCGUCGACGGCGACUUCUGUAACUGAGCUCGACCGGCAAAAGGGUGCUGAGCAAGUUCGGCUGCUCGUGCUGCCCGCGUCUGAUGAGGCGGGAGGUAGCAGCACGCGAGUUCAGAUGUGCGUGCAGGCGCCGGGCGCGCAGGAAGUGGGCUUCUCGCUCUCGCGCUUCGAGUGGUCCUCCUGCACCGCACCUGCGCCUCUUCUCAGCCUCGUCGUGCGCGACGUCUGGACUGCCGAGCUUGACUUGCGUGAGGGCAUCUACCACGUUGAAUUCUUCCUCCCAGCUGAGGCGAGUAAAGGACCCCUUUUGAACAACGAGACGACCUCCGAAGCUUCGGUGGGAGCCUCAAACGGCAUGAGAGGCGGGUCUAUUGCGGCAGCGGGGGACGGAGAGGCAGAGCUUAAUUCAGCGGAGGCGGAGUCUGUGGCGAAUGGGUCAGCUGAGGCGACAGAGGCGACAGUGGAAGCAGAAGAAGCAGACGCACCGCCACUGUCGUGCUCCCUCUUUGUCUCCCACGCUCAGCCGGUGCAGCUUGGGGAGGUGAGAGACGUCCUUCGCGACGCCUUGUCGGUGCAUUCACAGACCGUCUCUGGCACGACGAAGGAGGUGCCUCCUUUGAGCUGGGCGGUCGCGCUCGCGGUGACUCUCAAGCCGAAGGCGUCCGGGACCAUGUGCGUGACGAUACGGCCGCCUGGUAGCCUCCCAGCGUCGUGCUGCAGGCUGCAUGCAGUAGACGACGCCACCGGCGAGUCGACGCGCGUGGUUGGCUUCUGCACCGGCCCAGUCGCCUGCUCCGACGCGUCGGGCGUGACCCUCCUGCUCGACGUCAAGGCGCCAGCCGGCAAGACGCCGCUGAGCGCCGGCGAGUGGCACGCAGAUAUCGUCUCCGAUGUCGAGGUUGAGAUCUCCGCCGCCGAGCUUGGGGAGGCAAGCCUCCCGCUGGAGCAGUACUCGCCCAAUACCGACUACCGGCUGUUUCGCUCCACGCUCAGCUCCAGCGCCUCGUGCAGUGCGGUGGUGCACGUCGCGUGCGAGGGCUUCCCCAGUGCCAAGCUGACGCUCCGGCAGCUGCGGGUGGAUGCGGAGCCGGCCGAGGCCGGGCUGGAUCGCGCGACGUCGGUGAUCCGGGCUGUCACGGGCGUCGGGUGCGUCACCAUGCAUGGCCUACUGCCCGACGGCGCUCCGGGCGGCGCCCUGCUCGAGUGCGUCGUCGACAGACACUGCGCGGCGCUGCUCGAGUUGCCGAACAGGCCCGUGCAAGGCUUGGUGGACGCGCCGCCCACCGCGGCUGACGAAGAGGCGGGCGAGCCGGGCGAGGACGAAGAGGCGGGCGAGCCGGGCGAGGACGGGGCAGAGACCAAACCAGCGCGCGGCACUACUGACCUCUCGUGGAGGCUGCUUGCGGUCGCGCCAGGAGGUGUGACGGUCGAGAAGGACGCGGCUUUCUACCAGUCGCUCGACGCGCUCAAGUCGACUUGGGAGGCGGCCGAGGCGGGAAGGGCGAGCCGGGCGAAGAGCAUGCGCGAGGCCUUUCUCGCACAUUCGCGCGAUGACGCGCAGCCAGCCUCCUCCGCUGCAGCACCCGUUCGGCGGCGACCCCUGAGCGAGAGUCAGAGCGCCCGUGUGCUCUCCGCGGAGGAUUGGGAGGCGGCCGCGGCCGGAACGAGCGAGGAGCGGGUGGAGGCGCACAAGAAGGUGUGCGAGGCUGCCGCAGCGCUGCGCGCGCAACUCCUCGAGCGCUCCUCCGCGGCGAGCCUGGCAGAGCUCGCUGCGGCCAAGGAGGGGGAGGUCCGGCUGAGAGAAGCCUCCGCGCGCUCUUCCUCGCAUUGCGAUGGGCUGGUGGCGUCGCUGCUACCCGCCGCGUGCACAGCCCAAGAGGCUUGAGGCCCCGUGCGAGAGCGCUAGAUAGGUGUGUGUCCGAAAUCGUGAGACCCCCAAAACGCU